Molecule: messenger RNA, 1687 nt
Organism: Mauremys reevesii (Reeves's turtle)
Lineage: Eukaryota; Metazoa; Chordata; Testudines; Geoemydidae
Gene: SLC30A3
Product: solute carrier family 30 member 3
Exons: 8
Coding region: 200-1399 (399 amino acids)
Biological process (GO): zinc ion transmembrane transport; response to zinc ion
Cellular component (GO): plasma membrane
Molecular function (GO): zinc ion transmembrane transporter activity
Source: RefSeq, a predicted model, not a curated record
UGUAGGGGCGGAGCUUUGGCCGGGGGCGGAGCUCUGUGCGAAGGGGCGGGGCUCUGCGGGCCCUACUGCCCGCACACACCUGGCUGGAGCCGCGAGGGUCCCGCAGCCGGAGCCAGGGCUGGUGCCGCUCGCAGCCCCGGGGAGCCCGGCCCGCCGGAGCUCAGCCCCGCACUCCCAGGGCGCAGCAGCCGGAGCCGAGAUGGACCCCGAGUCUGGGGCCGGGGACCUGGAGACCGCCCGGCUGGUGAGCGCCCGGGGCAGCCGCAGCACCGGCACCCGGCGCCUCAAGAGUCUCUUCACAGGCUCCCAGGAGCCCGCCCCCGGCCUGCCCCUGGAGACCAGCCCCGUGGCUCCGUCCCUGGAGCUGGAGCUGGAGCGGCGCCUGGCCAGGCACUGCCACCGCAGCCCCCCCGCCCCCAGCCAGAGCCGUGCGGAGCUGCAGGCCUGCCAGAAGCUGGGCAUCACCUGCGCCAUCUGCUUCGUCUUCAUGGUCGGCGAGGUCGUCGGCGGGUACCUGGCACACAGCCUGGCCAUCAUGACUGACGCUGCCCACCUGCUGGCGGACGUGGGGAGCAUGUCGGUCAGCCUCUUCUCCCUGUGGGUCUCCGCCAGGCCGCCCACCAAGGCCAUGACCUUCGGCUGGCACCGCUCAGAGACGCUGAGCGCCCUGGCCUCCGUGCUGUCCAUCUGGGUCGUGACCGGAGUCCUGGUGUACCUGGCCUCAGCCCGCAUCAUCAGCAACGACUACGAGAUCGACGCACGUGCCAUGCUGGUCACCUCCGCCUGCGCCGUGGGCAUCAACGUCAUCAUGGCCUACAUCCUGCACCAGUCGGUCACGGGCCACGGCCACGCCCGGGGCUACGAGAAGAUGGAGGAGAGUCCUGGCUGCUGCGCGCCCCCCGGGAGCCCCCUGCCCGGCAGCACCAGCGUGCGCGCCGCCUUCGUGCAUGUGGUGGGGGACCUGCUGCAAAGCCUUGGGGUGCUGACAGCGGCCACCGUCAUCUACGUGGAGCCCCAGUACAAGAUCGCAGACCCCAUCAGCACCUUCCUCUUCUCCGUCUUCGUGCUGGGCUCCACCGUCACCAUCCUCAGGGACGUCUUCCGGGUGCUCAUGGAAGGGGCGCCGCGGGGUGUCGAGUUCAGUGCAGUGAAGGACGUGCUGCUGGCCGUGAAGGACGUGAAGGACGCCCACAACCUGCACCUCUGGGCCCUGACCCUCGGCCACCACGUGGUGUCUGUGCACGUGGCAGUUGGUGCCGGCGCGGACAUGGAAGACGUGCUGCAGGAAGCCACCGCCCAGCUGCAGAGAACCUUUGGCUUCGUCUCGUGCACGGUGCAGGUGGAGCGGUACCUGGAGGACAUGGCUGCCUGCCGCCAGUGCCAGGACCCCCGGGACUGAGCACUGGGCCCGCAGCGCUUGGCACCAGAGAUGGAGACGCCCCAGCCCCAGCCUCUGCUCUGCCCAGCAGGCCCCCACGUCCAGCCAGCUGGCUGUGGGGCUGCCCCACCAGGCCCUAGCCUUGGCUCUUUGCACUGCCAAUGGGGUGCAAGAGCCCCACCCACACUGACCCUGGGGCUGCCCCCCACAGGUAGGGGAGAGCCAUGGGGCAGCUGGAGCUCGGGCAGAGGGGCCCUGCUGGGACCCUUCUCCCCAUCUGCCUCUGGUGAGCUCUUGGGAAAUGGGGGA